This is a messenger RNA of Epinephelus fuscoguttatus (brown-marbled grouper), 8236 nucleotides long. It is a transcript of the gene col14a1a, whose product is annotated as collagen, type XIV, alpha 1a. The coding region runs from base 19 to 5664 and encodes 1881 amino acids. Gene Ontology annotation, molecular function: protein binding. Gene Ontology annotation, cellular component: interstitial matrix. The transcript is spliced from 47 exons. Lineage: Eukaryota; Metazoa; Chordata; Actinopteri; Perciformes; Serranidae. The record is from RefSeq and is a predicted model, not a curated record.
AGACUGCUGGUUGUGAGGAUGUUGUCAACGGGGCAGAUUAGGUGGUGCUUGUGGGCUCCACUGGUGCUUCUGGCCCUCGUUUCCCAUUUCCCCUCUAAGGCACAGGGCCAAGUCCCAUCUCCGAGGAGGCUGCGUUUCAAAGUGCUGAGCCCGAGCAAACUCCUUGUUACAUGGAAGGAGCCCAAAGGAGACUUUGACAGCUAUCUAUUCCUCUACAGCAGUGCACCAGGUGGUCAGCAGAGGGAGAUCAUCAUAUCAAAAUCUGACACUAAGGUGCUGAUAACAGACUACAGCCCCGCCAAGGACUACAUCGUCAGUGUUAUCAGUGUCAGUGGCAGUGAGCAGAGCAGACCACUGAAGGGCAGACAUAAAGCUGAAAGAGGUGAGAGUGACGGAGAAGACAAGACCGAGCCGGAGAGGCUGACUGAGUCAGUUGUACCUCCUGAGGAUGCCAACGAGAUCUCUGGAGCUGAUCAGUUUGUGUGCCGCACUGAGGCCAUUGCAGACAUCGUGAUCCUGGUGGACGGCUCCUGGAGUAUCGGUCGGCUCAACUUCCGGCUGGUCCGCAUGUUCUUGGAAAAUCUGGUCAAUGCCUUUGAUGUUGGCAUUGAUAAGACAAGGAUAGGUCUGGCUCAGUACAGUGGUGACCCCAGGAUAGAGUGGCAUCUAAAUACUUUCUCAAGUAAAGAUGCUGUCAUUGAUGCCGUUAAGAACCUGCCAUACAAAGGAGGAAACACUCUAACAGGCCUUGCACUGACUUACAUCUUGGAGAACUGCUUCAAGCCUGAGUCUGGCUCAAGGACGGGUAUACCCAAGAUUGGGAUCCUCAUCACAGACGGGAAGUCCCAGGAUGAUGUCAUACCUCCGGCGGAGAGCCUGCGAAAUGCUGGUGUUGAGCUGUUUGCUAUUGGUGUUAAGAAUGCUGAUGAGAACGAGCUGCACUCCAUCGCCUCAGAGCCGGACGAAACUCACGUCUACAACGUGGCCGACUUUAACGUCAUGAGCUCCAUUGUAGAGGGUCUGACCAAGACAGUGUGUGAACAGGUGGAGCAGCAAGACAAGGACAUCAAACAGAAACACACACCAGAGCAGAUAGGGGCGCCGCUUGAGCUGGUGACAUCAGAGGUCACGGCCAGGAGCUUUAGGGUGUCAUGGAGCCCCGCCCCUGGAAACGUAGAGAAAUACAGAGUGGUGUAUUACCUUGCUCAGGGCGGAGAACCACAGGAGGCGGUGGUGGACGGCAGUGAGACUUCAGCAGUGUUAGAGCAUCUCAGCUCUCUCACUGAGUACCAGCUGGCUGUGUUUGCUGUGUACGCAAACGAGGCAAGUGAUGCUCUCAGAGGAUCAGAAACAACCCUGGCCCAUCCCACAGUGACGGGCCUCCAGCUGUUUGAUGUGACACACAGCACCAUGAAGGCGAGAUGGGACGAUGUGGAUGGAGUUUCUGGCUACAUGCUGCUGUAUGCACCGCUCACAGAUGAUGGAGCGUCGGACGAAAAGGAGAUUAGGGUGUCAGAUGCAGUGACCGAGCUGGAGCUGGAUGGUUUGCUCCCUCACACUGAAUACACCGUCACUGUGUAUGCCAUGUAUGGGGAGGAGGCCAGUGACCCUCUGACAAACCAGGAAACUACAUUACCACUGAGUCCUCCCAGCAACCUCCAGUUCUCUGACAUCACUCACAACUCCGCCCACAUCAGCUGGGACCCCGUGCCCAGGGGAGUUAAAGGUUACCGCAUCAUGUGGGUCAAGACGGACGGAUUAAUCACUGAGGAGGUGGAGGUGGGUCCAGUAAACUCCUAUGAUCUCAGCGGGUUGACGUCUCUAAUGGAGUACUCAGUGGCCAUCUUCGCCCUGUACGAUGCGGGCCAAUCAGAGCCUCUCACAGACGGAUUCACCACAACUCCAGUUCCUGGCCCUCUGGAUCUACGCUCCAGUGAUGUCGACACCGACAGCUUCCAGGUCAGCUGGGAUCACUCAGCCAAUGACAUCGUCCUCUACAGGCUGUCCUGGGCACCAUUCACAGGCGGCGACACAAAGGAGGUGGUCUUGAGUGGAAGUGAUAACAGAUACAUCCUGACCGGUCUGAGUCCGUCCACUGAGUACGAAGUUAUGUUGACGGCUGUGUUCAAAGAUGAAUCAGAGAGUGACACCGUCUCUGUGAUAGAGACCACAUUGGCCAAGACAACAACGAUUGCUACGGCAACCACAGUGGCACGUCAGGCUGUGAGAAACCUUCUGCUGAGUGACGAGACCACCCAGAGCUUAGAGGCAUCAUGGGAGCUGGAAGACCCCCAUGUGGAAAGCUACAGGGUCUCCUACGCCGACCUCAGGGGCGACCACAAAGACGAGUCUGUGGUAGUUCCUGGUGGUCAGAGGAGAGCAGUGCUUCAGCCUUUACUGUCAGACACUCAGUACAAAGUGACAGUCACACCGGUGUAUGCAGAUGGACAAGACGGCAUCAGUGUCUCUGCCCUGGGUGCAACGUUGCCCCUCUUGUCUCCUGGAAACCUACGUGUGUCGGAGGAGUGGUUCAACCGCUUCAGGGUCACCUGGGAUCCACCUCAAACUCCUACAGCGGGUUUCAAGAUCGUCUACCAGCCUAUCAAUGUUCCAGGACCUGUUUUGGAGACAACAGUGGGUGAAGAUGUGAACUCCAUGCUGCUUCUGAAUCUACAAAGUGGGACAGAGUACAGCGUUCAAGUGACAGCGUCCUACCCCACAGGACAAAGUGAACCACUGCUGGCAAAUGCCAAGACGCUGUACCUUGGUGUCUCUGGCUUGUCAACCUACCAGAUACGUCCCAACAGCCUGUGUGUCCAAUGGCAGCCUCUUCUACACGCCACAUUAUACAGAGUCUCCAUACAGUCUACACUUAAUGGUCAGAGGCAAGAAGUGAGUCUGGGCGGCGGUGCUUCCCGACAGUGCUUCUAUGACCUCACUCCCAGCAGCCAGUACCAGAUCAGCGUUCACACCCAGAUGCAGGAAAUGGAGGGACCUUCUGUCUCCAUCACUGACAUGACAAUGCCAGCGCCCACGCAAGCUCCGACUGAACCCCCCACCACAGAGCCCCCUCCCACCAUACCACCUGCUAAAGAAGUGUGUAAGGAGGCCAAGGCUGACCUGGCAUUCCUGGUCGACGGUUCCUGGUCCAUCGGAGAUGACAACUUCAUGAAGAUCACACGUUUCCUCUACAGCACUAUGGGAUCGCUGGAUCUGAUUGGUACAGAUGGAACCCAGGUUGCCAUCGCUCAGUUUAGCGACGACGCUAGGACAGAAUUCCAACUUAGUUCCCAUGGCAACAAGGAAGAGCUGCUGGAAGCAAUUCAGAAGAUCAGAUACAAGGGAGGAAACACCAAGACAGGUCGGGCCAUCAAACAUGUGAAGGAGUCUAUUUUCACCCCAGAAGCUGGAGCUAGAAGGGGCAUUCCUAAAGUCCUGGUUGUUCUCACUGACGGACGUUCACAAGAUGAUGUCAACAAAGUGUCCAAGGAGAUGCAGAUGGAUGGCUACAUCAUCUUUGCCAUUGGCUUUGCCGACGCAGACUACGGGGAGCUGGUGAAUAUUGCCAGCAAGCCCAGCGAAAGACAUGUCUUCUUUGUGGAUGAUUUGGAUGCUGUGAAGAAAAUCGAAGAGCAGCUCAUUACUUUUGUCUGUGAGGCCGCCACCGCCACGUGUCCAUCUGUUUUGAUGAGUGGUAACACGAUGGCAGGUUUCCGUAUGAUGGAGAAGUUUGGCCUAGUGGAGAAGGAGUACAGCACCAUACCUGGAGUUUCCCUGGAGCCGGGCUCAUUCAACAGCUUCCCCUGUUACAGAUUACACCGUGACGCCCUCGUGUCACAGCCCACCAAGUACCUUCACCCCGAAGGUUUACCCUCUGACUACACCAUUUCUAUGAUGCUCCGUCUACUUCCUGAGACCCCGCAGGAGCCCUUUGCAUUGUGGGAAAUUCUCAACAAGGACAACGAGCCAUUAGUGGGACUGAUUUUGGACAACUCUGGAAAAACCUUGACGUUCUUCAACUAUGACUACAAAGGAGACUUCCAGACCGUCACCUUUGAAGGAACUGACAUCAAAAAAAUCUUCCAUGGCAGCUUCCACAAGCUCCAUGUUACUAUCAGCAAGACGUCUGUGAAGGUGGUGUUAGAUUGUUCUGUGGUUGGGGAGAAAUCCGUCAGUGCUGCUGGCAACAUUACCACUGAUGGUGUAGAGAUCCUUGGAAGGAUGGUUCGGUCCAGAGGCAGACGGGACAACUCCGCUCCGUUCCAGCUCCAGAUGUUUGACAUCAUCUGCAGCACAUCCUGGGCCAGCAGAGAUAAGUGUUGCGAGCUGCCAGCACUGAGAGUUGAGGAGCAGUGCCCCUCCAUGCCUCAUGCCUGCACAUGCUCCCAGGACAGCAAAGGACCUCCUGGACCUUCAGGACCCCCUGGCGGUCCAGGCAUAAGAGGAGCCAGAGGAGACAGAGGAGAGCCAGGAGUGACGGGACCUCAGGGACCAAUGGGAGAAAUCGGCCCAACUGGACCCUCAGGACCGCCUGGUCCUCAGGGACCCAGUGGUCUCUCCAUUCAGGGGCCCCCGGGCGCUGCCGGGGAAAAGGGAGAGAGAGGAGACAUCGGUCCAGCCGGACCAAUGGGUGUUCCUGGAAGCUCAGGCUCCCCUGGUAGAGAUGGCCCCCCAGGUACAAGGGGUCUGCCGGGUAAUUCUGGACCACAGGGACGACAAGGACCUCCUGGACCCGUUGGAGCCCCGGGAGCACCAGGAGCUCCAGGACCUGGUGGGGCAGCAGGGUCCCAAGGAGAUCAGGGACUUCCUGGUCCUGCUGGUACCAAAGGCGAUAAGGGAGAACGAGGGGAUGUGCAGUCCCAAGCGGCUGUGCGUGCCAUCGCACGGCAAGUGUGUGAACAGCUCAUCCAGAGCCACCUGUCUCGCUACAACUCCAUACUGAACCAGAUUCCCGCCCAGUCAGCGGUGUCAAUCCGAACAGUACCCGGACCACCUGGAGAGCCGGGUAGGAGAGGCCCCCCAGGACCUCAGGGAGAGCAGGGGCCAUCCGGCAGGCCAGGUUUCCCUGGUACCAGCGGCCAGAACGGACGGCCAGGAGAGAGAGGUCUGCCGGGAGAGAAGGGAGAGAGGGGGAAUCCUGGGAUUGGGAGUCAGGGACCUCGAGGACAAACGGGACCACCAGGCCCGCCAGGUGAAGGACGGACAGGCAGCCAGGGCCCCACUGGUCGGCCUGGCAGCCCGGGAGCACCGGGGAGGCCGGGAAAUCCAGGUACAUCAGGACCACCUGGUCCACCAGGAUACUGUGACCAGAACUCCUGUCUGGGAUACAACGUCGGAGUCCAACCCCUGCCCCACGGUGGAUACCAGCCCUACAAUCCGCCCUACAACCGGCCCUACAACCCUGCUGCAGAGGCUUACAACAAUGACCAAGGAGGUGAAGACGAGGAGGAAGAGGAGGAGGAGGAGGGUCCAGAAGAGCAGGACCCCUAUUACCGUGGUUACCCCCCUCGGUACUACCCCCAACAGCCCUCACAACAGGCUCAUGGCUACCAUGUUUACCGCUCGAGCCCCACCCACUCUGAGGACACGGAGGUGAGGUCGCCGGGCGUCGCCGGGAGGUUUUCACGUGACGUCAUGGAGGAGAGUGAGGAGGGAGGACUUUAGAGGAAGGAUGGACUCACCUAAAGUGCUUGAGCCCUGCACGCCACAACACACAAACUGAUAGUACACACAAAUCAGACACUGACACGCACCUACACUUGUACCCCAUCUGAAACUGUGGUGAGAGCCCCCCCUCCCUGUGUAUCCAGUGGUUUUGUCCACCUGGUGAAACAAUGUAAAUAGCUCCAUGGACUCUUGUACAAUAUCUCUGUAACAGGGGGGUCCGAAAAAGUGCCUGAUCUAUGUUAGCAUUAUCCAGUGGUAAUGUAGAGGUAAGACUUGUUCCUUCUCAUCUCACAGCUGAUUUCAGGACUUAACCCUUCUUUUUGUGUGAAGCUGCAUGUCUCCUUUGAGCCAAACAUUGAGUGUGUAACUGGACACGUGCAUCUUGUUUUGGUUGUAUGUAACUAGCUAGAUUAUUUCACACUUCAAACGGAGGAUGUUGAGCUGGCAACAUGUGUACAGGCUGCUUUUUAUAAGGAUGAACCACGAUUCCCCGACUUUAAUGCGGUCUUGAUUUCAGUGUGUAAACAAAUUUUAAAAUGUUUUUGAAGUGACAGUAUUGUGUUUUUUUUUUUAAUCAACACUUACUGGAGUUAACCCCCAAAACUGACUGUAGAAGUGUCACAUUUCUGUUAAAGGGAAACUUUUGUAUAUUUUAACAUGGAUCCUAUUUUCUGAUGUUUUGUGACUGAGUGACUGAUGGAGACAACAACUUUUGAAAUUGGUCUAGUACUGAGAGAGAGCACUGCAGCCACAGCUGUGAAAUAGGCUGCAAUGUAAUCCCUAUGGGCAAUUCUGCACCGUCAAUUUACAUCCACUAAAGUGCUUGUUUUGCCUCUGACAGGCUCAGAUUGUUAUUAGGAGUUUUACUUUUUCCCUCAGCAGCAGUUUGUUGAGUUUGAGUGGCAAGAUGAAGAAUUGUGGGAAAAAAACUGUUUAAACAUCACACGCAAGACUUCCUUUGAUCAGUUUGUGGUCGGAUGAUGAAAUAGAGGAGCAGCUGCUGCAGAAGUGUGUGAAGGCAAACUCUUUUGCCAUUUAGACCCAGCACAGGACCGCAGGGUGAAUGGUUUCCAUGGGAACACAGCAAGUUUCAUCUAAAGUAAAGUUGGAAUAUAAUGGACAACACUUAAAUUAUUUGAAUUAACAAACUGCUCAGUUUCACUUUUUCAGCAAUCUGCUCCUCUGCCACGAGAGUGAAAUGCAGCUCCAAAAAGAAAAAAAAUCUAAAAAGAUGAAUGUUUUGUAAAUGUUUUGACCUCUAGCUCACCUGGUAGUGUGUGCACUCCAUAUAGGCUGAAGCCUUUGCAGCAGCUCAGGUUUGAUCCCAGCCUGUUUGUUUGCUGCAUGUUAUAUCCCUCUUUCUCUCCCACCUUUCCUAUCAAUCCUAAACUGCGCUAUUGAUAAAGGCAAAAUGCAGCAAACAUAUUCUUUAUAGAAAAAAGUGGCAGUAAAUGCUGAUGUUGUCGUGGUGCACCACAGAUAAAUGAAUGUGUGGCAAACUCUGGAGGUGGCUUGUUGCAGGAAAAACAACAGUGGAAACAUUAGUAAGAACUGCAGAGAGGAGUGCCAGAGUUUGUUGUGUUGGAGCAGAGAAAGCGUAGCAUAAUGUUAUUUUUCUAUAAAAGAUUUUUAUGUCACGGCUAAAUAUUUAGCUGAUUUAAAAAAAUGUGGAAAAGUCUGCAAGAUUUUAGAACAAGACUCCUCCUUGGGUGAGACUUGGUCACUGUAACAAAUGUACGGGAUCAGUGAAAGGUAAGGACAAUUGCUUAAUUUCUCAGUGGGGUCUUUUCUGUAAUGUUGUCAGACACUUGUAAUAACAAUCUGUCAGCCUGUCAGUGGCAAAAACAAGCACUUGUAAUGGAUUUGACAGUGCACAGUUGCCCAUAGGGAUUACAUUGCAGCCUAUUUCACCGUUGUGACUGCAGUGGUCUCUCUCAGUACUGGACCAAUUUCCUAAACUGGUGUCUCCAUUUGUCACUAAGACACAAAAACAUGGGAAAAUAGGGUCCAGUUUAAAAAUACCUAAGUUUCCCUCCAGUUUAAUAUUACCUUAACACUGUGGAACACAAAUAUUACUUUUUUAAAUUAGAAUUUUGAUUCACAGAAAAUCUGGCUACCAUCACAUUUUGUGCUGCGACAUUUCAUUCUGUUGCUACAAAGAUGGACCAGGUGUGUUCUGAGUUUUAACACUCAGGCUCGUGGUGAGUUACGAAGACAAAUCUGUGUUGUUUGUGUCUCGUGUUGCUGCCCCAGUUUGUUUCGUUUAUUGUACUUAUGCAAAGUCGGGCCUGCUCACUGUGGAAGCUGUUUGCUCACUGGUUGACCUCUGACCUCCUGCUGGAAUGAGACCUGGAUCUAGUUAUUACUGAAAACAGUUGGCUGCCUCUCGGAGAAACCAAUAAGGACUGAACCACACAAGUGUAAACUUUACCCCCCUCCUGCGCUGCAGUCUGAAAAAACAAGCACUAAAGUAACCAAAAGUUGAGCUGUGAGCUGGCCCCGAUCUGAGGUCCAAACUUGAACAGUUUUAAUAAGGAAUGUGUCUCGCCGCCACGCCCGUUAGUACAAU